AUGUCAGCGGUAUGGUUUUACCCAAAUGAUAACUGGUCCAUAGGACCUACACAGCGUUUAGGAAUAUACCGCGGCACGGCGCCAAAGGCGACCGAGCUCAAUUGGGAAGCUAACCCCCGAAGGAGCAAUCAUCCCAAGAACUCAAGGUCACAUGCCGAACUUGAUCUUAGUACCCGUCGACGGGGCUGCUUCUGUCUCAUCCGCUACACAAGGUUGCGGCAACAACCGUUAACUUGUUGCUCAAGUCCACACGACUCAGACCCUGCCGAAGCAGAGGAGAAGUGA
Lachancea thermotolerans CBS 6340 is the source of this 285-nucleotide messenger RNA. Its product is annotated as KLTH0E08976p. The transcript has a single exon. The record is from RefSeq and is a predicted model, not a curated record. Lineage: Eukaryota; Fungi; Ascomycota; Saccharomycetes; Saccharomycetales; Saccharomycetaceae. Bases 1 to 285 code for a protein of 94 amino acids.